GUCGCCAUGGCUUCCCUCGAGAAGAUGGGCGAACGGCUCGGGCGUUCCGAGCUCACCCGGCAGUACGUGGGCCCAAUCCGCCAGCAUCCGGUGCCCAAGGUCGUGGCCCAGGCAACGGCAGACGCGCAGGCCGACUCCGUCUUCGGGGACUUGGAAGCGCUGCCUCCGGACGAGCGCGAAUGCAACAUCCAGGCGGCGAUGGGCGAGGACGAGGGGGGAGGAGAGGCUGAGGAGGUCGAAGCCAAGAAGGCCAGACUGGACACAGCGGGCCAGAAUAUCUACAAGCAGCUCAAACAGGUGCAGGGCAGGCUUGGGAAGCACAAGGGUCGGCAACGUCUUCAGUGCCGACUCCCUGGUGCAACCGACCUUCUGCAGCUGUGCCCCGUGGAGUUCUGCCCUUUCAAGAUCAACAUGAUUCUGCCAGCAUGGGAGGAGCAUGCUGACUUGGUCCUUGUAGGGGGCAACGCCGACAGCUGGAACUCCUUUGCGUUGGUGGUGGACUGGCUGGCGGACGAGGCGAAGGUAGGCAAGUUGGAGUCGUUCGGGCUGACGGCGAGCAGCCCUUGGCCACACUUGACGUUUGUGCAGGAGACGCGCAUCAAUGCCGCGAAGAGGGCUACCUCGGCUGAGACAUGGUCCCGCGAUCGGCACAUGCAGCUGACCUUAGGCGUGACCAGCUCGACUGGUCCAGGGGCCACCGAAAGUACAUCUGGAAUGGGGGUCCUGGUCAACGAG
Molecule: messenger RNA, 735 nt
Organism: Prorocentrum cordatum
Lineage: Eukaryota; Dinophyceae; Prorocentrales; Prorocentraceae
Source: the annotation of a GenBank genome assembly